Messenger RNA from Magnolia sinica, 1246 nucleotides. RefSeq lists its product as uncharacterized. The transcript has 6 exons. The record is from RefSeq and is a predicted model, not a curated record. Lineage: Eukaryota; Viridiplantae; Streptophyta; Magnoliopsida; Magnoliales; Magnoliaceae. The coding region runs from base 80 to 1030 and encodes 316 amino acids.
GUGUGAACUGAAGAAAUUCCACUACUCACCUCAUGAUAAUGAUGAGGCGCGGCUAGCAGACCUCAAUGAGCAUGUCCAAAUGGAUCAGUGGAAGGCCCUCAUUGAGUUUUGGAACUCUGAAGAGGGAAAAGUCCGUAAUAAGAUAAAUACGGAAAAUCGGAGAAAACAACGCAUUAGCCACACUACAGGCACGAAGAGCUUUGCGCGAAUACGUGAAGAAGAGAGAAAGAAGAGAGCCAAUGGGGAGGAUUUGACCCGAGUAGAUAUGUUCUUGUUGACACAUAAACGCAAGAAUGGGAUGCCUGUGGAUGAGGCCUCAGCAAGAGCAAUGCAGCCAGAGGCUUCACAGAACAGCACUGCGGGGAAAGAUAUAUUCUCAGAAGUCAUGGGUGACGAACGACAUGGCCGUGCCCGCGCUUACGGGUUAGGUCCCUCUCCUUCUGAUAUAUGGGGCACAACAUCCCACAGUGUCCAGUCCCAAGGGAUGACCUCCAAUGCUCAGAAGAGAGAUGAGCAAUAUGAGGAAUUGCAUGCUGAAAUAUCUUCCCUAAGAGAAACUAUGGCUGAAAGAGAUGCUCAAAUAUCUUCACUAAGAGAAACUAUGACAACAUUUAUGGCUGCCAUAACGAAUCCAAGCAUUAAUCUAGCUACAUUAUUAGGUGUUUCAGCUAAUCCCAACUUGAACCAACCCUCCUCAUCAUCAAGCCACUUGGUUCCAACCCCUCAGAGAGACUUGGCGAAUAAGGGGAAUUCUACGAGUUGCACUAAUGUGACUCAAGUUCUUCUUAAGAGUAUUGUAAGGCCUGGGGAUACUGUAGCUAAAGGAACCGUUUUGAGCACGGAUCCAUUGACAAAAGUAGGGGGGCAAAAACUUGGAGUUGGUUUCUGGGAAGUAUCUGUUCAAGUGGCAAUGGUACGUGAUGAGGAUUUGAUAAGGACCCAUGGACGAUAUAAAACAAUUGGGGAUGCAAUUGGAACGAGUAUUGCUUGGCCCACUACUUUAUGUAUGGUUGCAGACAGAAAUGGAUGAUGACUACAUGAGAGAAGUUUUUAUUAAGUAUUUGGAACUGUAAACAUCUUUUGUAAGUGGGGGUAGUAGGGAUCUGUGGUUUCAGACUUUUGGAUUGAGUUAGACACAUCUAAACAGUUUAUUUUUAUCUUAGUUUAAUUAUAGAGGGCACAUCUAAACUCAUCUAAUCUCUUUAAUUUAAUCUUAGUUUUAUAAGAUUAUGAUUUGUGAUUUGAA